AUGAUCAGACGCCCGUUCAGCACUUCAUCUUCCACCGAAAGGAAUAAUAGCAACUUCUCUCGCUACACCCGCAAUCAACGUCACCGCAUGAGGACGAACAGUGAGCUGGUGAAGAAGUUCAGUACCGCGACAUGUACGUAUGUUAUACUAUAGAGGGUUUUGGGGGUCUUCAAAGUUAGAAAAAAGUUUUUUUUUUAAAUUGAUAUUAAAUCAUAUAAAACAUAAUAAAAGUCGAUUUUUAAGCUUUUAUAAAUAAUAUUAAAUAAACAAAGGUUGAUAACAAAUAGUUAAAUGUUUUAAAAGGUUAAAAGUUAGUAAAAUUUUGAUUUUAAACCCUAAAAUUUCGGUUUUUAAUUAAAAAAAACGAAAAAUAAUAAGAGUUUGAAGCGAUUUUAAUCAUUCUUUGAAGUCAUCGAUGAAGCUGAUGAUUUUUUUAUUGACUUCUAUCGGUUCAACAAAGUUUCUGAACUACACAAACUACAACAACAUUCUUUACUUGUAAUAUCUCACUAGCCGAGACCAUUUAGCCGUUCUUGAUAAUGAUAUUCUUGGUAACUUUUCAUGCUCUUUCAUCCUAUAUUGGUCUUGUUUUAAAAACUUGUAGUAUAAUUAGUAGAAUUUCCUUGUUAUUUAAGACGUAUUUUGGCCGUAUUUACCAUAACUUAUAAUUUAAAGACUAAAAUAUUUUUGGUCGAAAAGUAUAUAGAAAACAUAGAAAGUUAAAACAAAAUUUGGUAUACAUUCUUAACUAUUUCUACUUUAUUCAGCAUAAUAUGUUUAGUAGAGCAAUACAGUCCAAUAAUGGACCAAAAUCGAAAAAAGUCAUUGGCACAACUAGUUGACAUAACACAACUCAGUUUGAGUAACACAUUUGAAUGUAAUGAACAGAGUCCGGAAGAGAUGAUCUACAACAUGUUCAAGAUUCCAAACAAAAACGAGGCGUCCAUCGGCAAACUUUUGAUGGUAAUAUUAUCUUUGUCAUUAUCUUAUUAUUCGUUUUAGUGACUUUUUUUUAAUUGAAGACCAAGUUUUCUAAAAAAAUACUUUAGGUCCUGAAGAACUACGGCUUAUGGGAAACCGACCCCCAGCUCCGACCCAUGAUGAAGAAGAUCUGGAAGAUCGAGAAGGAGAAGGAAGAGCGAACGUGCGAAGCUCGUGACCCCAAGCAUUGGAAGCUCUCGAAAAAGGACUUUAUCAGUUGUAUUUCCGAAAGCAUUUCGUUGAUUUCGAAAACCCUCCAGAACGAUCUGAUCGUGCCGAGCUGGAAUUCCUUCACGCGGAUCGUCGGCGACAUUUUCGAUAAGGUAUUUUUAGUUCGUGGGGGCGGAUGGGGGUUUUACAAAGGUGAUCAGAGAUUGGAAAAAUGACAAAAAAAAACUUAUUUUGAAUAUUUAAAAAAAAUUAUUUUGAAAAGUUGUUUUUUGGCGCAACUUCUACCAUAUUGGCAUUGUGUUUCAAUCUAGGACAAAAUUGUGUUUUUCAGCGUCCAAGCCAGUUAGAAAGACAAGAUUUUUCACGUUAUUAACGUAAUUAGUGUAUUGUUUUUGUGAAAAAGCCUGGAAUUUUAAAGUUCAUAUUAAUAUUGUUAUGAAUUUUUGAAAAAAAAACAGCAUUUCACUUUAAAAAUACAUAUUUUAGAUUGAAAAUUACUUUUUUUUCGUCAAGUAAAAGCUAAUAUUCCUUCUGUUUUACAUUGUAACUUUGGCGAGCUUUGAUUAUCAAUCAUUUUUAUAUUAAAACCAAUCAUACUUAUCUUUUAAAGUGUAAAAAUAUUAAUAUUAUCUUUUUUUAUAUUAACAUAGCUUUCCAAUAUGAUUUUUCCGAAGUGAAAUCUUUUAAAAUUCAAAAAAAAACUUUUUCGAUUUCAGUGCAAAGCUAUAAAAGACGGAGCAGUAGCAGACUACAUACCACAACUUAGUCGAGUCGAUCCCAAUCUCUUCGGUCUGUCAAUAUGCACCAUCGAUGGUCAAAGAGUGUCAUAUGGAGAUUCGAAGCAUGCUUUUUGUAUUCAAAGUGUGUCCAAAGCCUUCAACUAUGCUAUCGCGGCUUCUGAAUUGGGAGGCGACUAUGUGCACCAGUUUGUGGGACAAGAACCGUCUGGAAGGCUGUUUAACGAGAUCUGUUUGGAUCCGAACAAUAAACCUCACAACCCAUUGAUUAACAAUGGUGCUAUCAUUGUGACGUCGCUGAUUCAGAGCAAGAUGAAUACAGCUGAUCGGUUUGAUCAUGUGGGUUUAGAUUUUUAAAGACAAAUGACAGCUAAAGGGUAGUUUUGGCUUAAUUUUACUAUUACAACCACAAAUCUAUUACUAAAAAUUUAUCUUUAAAAUUUUUGGCUACUACAACAUAAUAUUAACACUUUUUAUCACCUUUCAGAUGAUAAAACAAUACCGUAAAAUAUCUGGAGGAGAAUACGUUGGCUUCAACAACGCUGUUUUCUUAUCAGAACGGAGUACAUGUAGCAGAAACAUGGCCUUGGCGUAUUUUAUGGAAGAAAACAAAUGUUUCCCACCUGAAUGUACAAAUGUGACCGAUGCAUUGGACUUUUAUUUUUACUUAUGCUCUCUGGAAGUUACAUGUGAAAGUGCGGCAGUAAUGGCAGCUACGUUAGCUAAUGGUGGGGUUUGUCCGACUACCGGAGAGAGAUGUAUUGGCAGCAGACCUAUACGGUGAGUUCGGGGAUGAUAGCGGGCUUAUACGGUUGGUGUGUUAGUGGGCUAGCUUAUAGUUAUGCUAUUAGGAGUGAACAGGAAGUUUGAGACUGGGAACCUUUGAUUUUAAAAAAUUAUGUAUUUGUUACCUAAAAACUAAAUUUUUUACUACUGUCUGGGAUUGAUUUUAAAUGUAAUAAAAAAUUAUUUUAGUGACCUGUUAUCAUUAAUGAGUUCUUGUGGAAUGUACGAUGGUUCAGGACAGUUUGCUUUUCAUGUUGGACUACCAGCCAAGUCAGGCGUCUCUGGUGUUUUGCUUGUUGUUGUGCCAAAUGUAAUGGGCAUUGCUGUUUGGUCACCUCCAUUGAAUAAGCAAGGAAAUAGUGUUAGAGGAUUGGCUUUUUGUCAUGUAGGUUGAACAAUAAUUAUUGUGACAAAGGAUUUUAAUUGUAUCUUUUAUGAUCUCUUAGCUAUGUUUAAAAUUUUUUUUAUCAGGACACUUGUAAUUAUUUUACCUAUAACUUAACAUUUUAGGAGCUAAUUCAACGAUUUAACUUCCACACUUACGACAGUUUGGUUAAUAAUGAGUCAUUGAAGUACGAUCCUCGGCAUCGGAGCUGUGAUCUUCAGAAGAAUCAAGUGGUAUCGCUUUUAUUCGCUGCUAAAGCCGGGGAUUUGAACAAAAUUAGGAGGUAAGCAAAGGUUUUUUAAUAGUUUGGUACUUUUGAAGUUUAGAUCUGGUCAAAAAGUGUGUAGAAUUGACUUAUCAUUAGCUGGUCUAAAGAUUUUGCCGAUUUUUUGCUCUUUUUUGGUCAAAAAGUUUGUGGAAGGCAUCAAAAUAGGAAGUCAAAGUUAAGAAGGCCAUAGAAAGGAAUUUUGUUUACUUUUGACCGAUUUUGAAAUUUAAUAUGAUGUUAGGUGAUAAAAGAUACUAUCAAAGUUAAAAAUACUUUACUGACAACAAUAAUCUUUUAUUUUCAGGAUGUACAUGCAAGGCUGUGACCUAGAGAUGAAAGACUAUGACAAGCGAACCGCACUGCACUUGGCGGCGUCCGAAGGUCAUCCUGAUGUAAUUCUGUUUCUUCUUAACAUUGCCAAAGUACAGCCAGACCCUGAAGACCGGUAAGAAUUAAAUUUUAUUGGUUUCAUAGGGUUUUACGUCUAUACCUACUUGUUUUAACGCAAAUCAUCUAUACUUACUAGUUUUAAUACAAAUUUAAGGAUUUUUAAUGUUUUUUAAGGUCUUCUCGGCAAUUCUUAUUGAUUUUCUAAUGUUUUGAGAUAUUUUUCAUUGAUUUAUAUCUAAUUUGCUUGAUUUACAGCCAUUUUUUUUAAAUUUAUGGCUAUUUUUUCAAAGCUCAUUAAAGAAUUCACAAGAUUUAUCACUGAAUUCUUUGGAAAAUACCUGGAAUCAGUUUUUAUGGCUCUGUUUACUGUGUAAUCAUUUAUAUAGUAGACUUGCGAAACAGACAAAGUUGUAAAAACCCAAAACAAUAACAAUAUACUACAAAUAGAAAAACGAUAAAAACGUUUACAUACGGUUGUCACAAGGCGGCCGUAAUUAAUUAGUAUUUACUAAACUUUGUUUCAAUAACACUUGCAUUGUAAUCGGAACUAAAUUAGGGAGAUUUAUUGUUUUACAGCAACAGUAUUGUUACUGUAGUUUUACAGCAGCAAUAUUGUUAUUGUAGGGUUGCGUAAGGAUGAUCUUAAAAUUUUUAUUUGAAAUUUUAGGUCAUGUAGUGUGGUAGUAUAGUUGAUGAUUAAAGUGUGGUUGUAAGGUGGUUUUAGAGGAGGAUAUUAACAAUGAAAGGGCCUGACCUGUCUAGCUCUGAUUGACUUCAAACUUUUAUAUAGAAAGAUCAUGUAAAUAUUUAGUCAGCAUGGUACUAAAUCGCGCUUUCUAGGAAAUUUCGAGAAAUUUCAGAUCAAUAUUACGUUUUGAAUUUAUCCGCCAAAUUGGCAUUGUGUUUCAUGCUUAUAACUAGUCAUUUUUUGGCUUUUAAUCAUUUUUUUCUUGGAUAUACUAGUAGGAUACCUUUAAAUGAACCUGUAUUUUUAAAUUUGGCAGCGUAUUUUGUCUGCAAAUUACAAAAAAGUGCUUGAAACACAAUGCUAAAUUUGCCGAAUUGGCGGGAAACCAAAAUAAUUCAAAUUUAAAACCCAAAAUGGGACAAAGAGCUGGUCCUUAGUGGGUAGGUUUCCUUGUUAACUAAAAUUUAAAAAGAAUUAGCGCUUGGGCAGUAAAAUUUCUUUAGCAAACUUUUACAGCGCACAUUUGGUAUCAAAUCUUAUUUAAAAUUAACAUUUGGCUUUCACCACUGUCGUUUGGCUCUGUAUCUCUACUAUUUACCACUAUCAUUUGACCCUCUAUCUCUACUUCUCAUUCAACUCGUACCACGCUAAUUUCAGAUGGCAUCGAACGCCGUUGCAGGACGCGGAAGCCGGCAGUCAUUUGACUUGCGUAAAGUUGCUGGAGAAGGCGAUGAAACUGAAAGGCUUGAAGACGAACAAAGAACAACACCAUCUGAAUAAGGCUCCAUCGUCGGGCUCUUCGAUCCCUUCAUCUGACGAGUCGGAUCACGAAGAAGACGAGGCUACGGAUGGAGCCUCUUCAGACAGCGCUUACAUGUCGAAGGAUCGGGUUACGUAA
Bursaphelenchus okinawaensis is the source of this 5304-nucleotide messenger RNA. The record is from the annotation of a GenBank genome assembly. NCBI's taxonomy places the organism in Eukaryota, Metazoa, Nematoda, Chromadorea, Rhabditida, Aphelenchoididae.